UUCGAUUUAGCACAAUUUGGAGCAUGGACGUUCGGCCCUCCCCACGGAUUCGCCAGAAUCGUACGUUGGAACGUGGAGAAGCAUCCGGAACGAUUGCCCAGCGGUGAUGUUGAGGCGAUCUUCUCGAUCAUGGACAGUGAGUUCACCCGAUCUAUGUGGAACUACCCGUUCAAGUUGACGUACAGGCUGAUCCUCCGGGAGAAGGAGCUACACUUCAAUAUCGGUGUAUACAAUCCCAGCAAGGAUCACACGUUUAGCUUUAAUUUGUUACUGCACACGUACUUCAAAGUGCCAGACGUCAGGAGGUGCCAAAUUACCGGGCUCCACGGUUGUACAUUCAUCGAUAAGGUACGUACGAAUAGUUGCAGGCAAACUGCAAAUUUUCAUGCGGAAUAA
This is a messenger RNA of Ceratina calcarata, 396 nucleotides long. Its product is annotated as glucose-6-phosphate 1-epimerase-like. Gene Ontology annotation, cellular component: cytoplasm. The transcript has a single exon. Gene Ontology annotation, biological process: carbohydrate metabolic process. The annotation marks the transcript as partial. Lineage: Eukaryota; Metazoa; Arthropoda; Insecta; Hymenoptera; Apidae. The record is from RefSeq and is a predicted model, not a curated record. Gene Ontology annotation, molecular function: carbohydrate binding; glucose-6-phosphate 1-epimerase activity.